This is a messenger RNA of Homarus americanus (American lobster), 2133 nucleotides long. Its product is annotated as histone-binding protein N1/N2-like. Gene Ontology annotation, biological process: CENP-A containing chromatin assembly; DNA replication-dependent chromatin assembly. NCBI's taxonomy places the organism in Eukaryota, Metazoa, Arthropoda, Malacostraca, Decapoda, Nephropidae. The record is from RefSeq and is a predicted model, not a curated record. The coding region runs from base 155 to 2011 and encodes 618 amino acids. Gene Ontology annotation, molecular function: histone binding. Gene Ontology annotation, cellular component: nucleoplasm. The transcript is spliced from 14 exons.
CGGCAACAAUGGCUGCUUACGCGGGAAAAAGUGUUAAGAGGAGUCGUGCCGGGAGUCCUCGCCAGUUGGUGGUGGUCCGUGACAUACCUGGUGGCUGUAAUAACCUCUUUUAUCGACUGUUGGAAGACUACUGUGAGCACUCGUGAUUUUUAGAAUGUCAGAGUCUCUGCAGAAGACAGGAGGGACAUCCAGCCCGAAGAGCUCGCCCUCUAAGAAGGAAAUUGAUGCUGCAACUGCUGCAUUGAAUCAUUUUGCUCAAGGAAAAAGACACUUGGUUGUUGGUGAUAUUCCAUCUGCAGUAAAUUCUCUACAGGAGGCUUGUCGGUUCCUUGCGGAAAAGUACGGAGAGACUGCCCCAGAAUGUGGAGAUGCUUAUUUCCACUAUGGUAGAGCCCUGCUAGAGCUUGCGCGUAUAGAGAGUGGAGUUUUGGGAAAUGCCUUAGAUGGAGUACCUGAUGAAGAGGACAUGGAUAAUUCCCAGGUGGAGAGUUCAGAGAAGGCAACAGAGGAAGAGUGGGUAAAGGUUUCUAAAGACGUUGGUGGAGCUUUGGAAGAAAACUACAGUAAGUUGGAGGAAAAGAGGAUUGUUAAAGAAAUGGUGAAAAAGGAAGUUGGGGAGGGAAAGGUGAAAGAGUCUGGUAAGGAAGGUUCUGUUGAUCCUGAGGAUGAAAAAAAGGAAAAUGCAGAACAAAAGGAGAUAGAUUUGAAGGGUAACAAGGAUGGUAAGGAGAAACUCAAAACGGAAGACGAGGACCAGGAAUCGAAAAUGGAAACGGAGGACGUAAAAGAUGGUGGUGUAAAUGGGAAACUCACCGAAGAUGGAAAGUUAAAAAAGGAUCAGCAAAAUGAAAACGGCAAAGAGGAGCCAACCAAAAAUAAUAAAGAAGGAAGCACUGAGGAUGAAGAGGAAGAGGAAGAUGAUGACGACGACGACGAUGAGGAGGAGGAGGAAGGGGAUGGUGAAUCACAGGAAGGUGAAUCUCAAGAUGAAGAGGGUAAUAAAGAUGAAGCCAAGAGUCAGGAAGAAGGUGAAGGAGAGAAGACUGAAGAGGAGGAAGAAGAGGUGUCCAACUUGCAGCUUUCCUGGGAGAUGUUGGAGCUGGCCAAAGUUAUUUUCCAAAAACAAGAAGAAUCAAAUCCUGAGAUGACAAAGAAGGUAGCUCAGGUGUACUUGAAGUUGGGAGAAGUUGGCUUGGAGAGUGAGAACUAUGUCCAGGGUAUUGAAGACUUCACACAAUGUUUAAAGAUACAAGAAAAAUCUCUUGAGGAGGACAACAGAUGUAUAGCAGAAACUCAUUACCAGUUGGGUGUGGCACAUUCUUUCUCAGAUGAUUUUGACAAGGCUGUUGAAAGCUUUCAGGCAGCCUUGAAGGUAAUUGAACUGAGGAUUGAUAACCUUAAGAAGAAGAAAAAAGAAAAGGAAGGAUGGACAGAAGAGCAAAGAACAAAGGAUGCUGUUGAGAGACCAGAUCCAUUCUACACAGAACAAGGAGAAAUUGAUGAGUUAAAUAAACUUUUACCUGAAAUUAAAGAAAAGGUAAUAGACAUGGAGGAAAUGAAGAAAGAUUCUAAGGAAAAAUUACAGAAAACUGCCAAGUCAUCUUCUGAAGCUGUGGCAGUAUUAAUGGCUCAAGCAAUUGGAGGCAGAACACCAGGGCCUGAUGGUGCUGGAUCAUCACAGACAGGCUUUGGAUUUGAUGCCCCUAGUUCAAGUUCUUCAAAAAUGGAAGCAAAACCAAUUGCACAUUUGGUCAGAAAGAAGCAGAGGAAGCCUGAGGAAGAAGCUAAAGUAGAAAUAAAGAAGGCUAAAGUUGAGAAUGGUGAAGCAGUUGCCACAACCAAUGGAACAAAGAGUACAAAUGGACAGCCAGAUAGCAUGGAAACUGAAGAUGAAAAAAAGGAAUCUCCAUCAAAGAGUCGGCCUGUGGAAGAUAUCAAGAAGAAGGCAGCAGAAGAUAUGAAGAAGGCAACAGAUGAAAUAACCAAGGAACAGCCCCAAUCAGCAUCUUAAAUAAAUUCAUACAUAAUCAGACCACUGCCACUUUGUGAAUGAGUUUUGUAGACUUUACUUUUAACCUUUAGAAUCCAUAAGUUGUUUUAAGCAUUUACAUAUUUAUUAAAAAUACUUAAGAA